GGGAGGCCGGCGGCCGGCGCGCGGCUCAUUCGCAGCUGGCGCUCGCGGCGCGUGGACGCACGCGGGGAGCGAAAGAGCAGGUCUCGCGCGCGCCCUUCGCCGCAACGGUCGCCGCCCCCCUCUCGCCCGCGCGCCAUGAAGACCAAGUUCUGUAACGGCGAGACCGAGCCCUCCCCGCUCGGGCUCCUCCUCGGCUGCAGCCCCGGCGGGGGCGGCGGCGUGCUCCCCGCCGCCGGGCAGCCCCCCUCGCCGCCGCCCCUGGCCGAGCCCGAGGGGAAGGAGCUGGUGGCGGCGGGCAGAGGCGGGGGCGCCAUGACCCCGCCUUCCUCGCUGCUGCUGCCGCCGGCCGAGGAGGAGCCGCCGCUGGACCCCCGCACGCGGCGCAAGGCGUAUCUGUGGUGCAAGGAGUUCCUGCCGGGGGCCUGGCGGGGGCUGCGCGAGGAGCAGCUGCGCAUCAGCCCCAUCAGAGGUGGCCUCAGCAACAUGUUGUUUCAAUGCUCACUACCUGAUACCACUGAGACAGUUGCAGAUGAACCACGAAAAGUUCUCCUGCGCUUAUAUGGUGCAAUCCUGCAGAUGAGGUCCUGUAAUAAAGGAGGGUCUGUACAAUCUCAGAAGGAAAAUGACUUGCAAGGGGCGGAAGCCAUGGUUCUGGAAAGUGUUAUGUUUGCCAUUCUUGCAGAGAGAGCUCUUGGCCCAAAGCUGUAUGGAAUCUUUCCACAAGGGCGACUGGAGGAGUUUAUUCCCAGCAGAAAAUUAAGUACUGAAGAACUCAGUUUACCUGACAUAUCUGCUGAAAUAGCUGAGAAGAUGGCUAGAUUUCAUGGCAUGAAAAUGCCAUUUAAUAAAGAACCUAAGUGGCUUUUUGGAACAAUGGAAAAAUACCUAAAUCAAGUGCUGAGGAUUAAGUUUACCAAGGAAUCCAGAACUAGAAAGCUGAACAAACUCCUCAGUUACAAUCUGCCCCAGGAAAUGAAAAAUCUAAGAGCUAUGCUUGAAGCUACUUCGUCACCAGUUGUAUUUUGCCACAAUGACUGUCAAGAAGGUAAUGUCUUGCUUCUGGAGGGCAGAGAGGAUUCAGAAAAACAAAAACUGAUGCUCAUUGACUUUGAAUACAGCAGCUAUAAUUACCGAGGAUUCGACAUUGGAAAUCACUUCUGUGAAUGGAUGUAUGAUUACACAUAUGAGAAGUACCCAUUCUUCAAAGCUAGUUCUCUUAAUUAUCCUUCAAAGAAGCAACAGCUUCAUUUUAUCUCCAGUUACCUAUCUGCAUUCCAAGAUGGCUUUCAAAAUCUGAGCAAUGAAGAGAAGUCCAAACUAGAAGAGGAAGUGUUGAUAGAAGUUAACAGGUUUGCCCUUGCGUCACACUUCUUCUGGGGUCUGUGGUCUAUUAUACAAGCGAAGAUCUCAUCCAUUGAGUUUGGUUACCUGGAAUAUGCGUUGUCCAGAUUUGAUGCAUACUUUGAUCAGAAGAGGAAGCUGAAGGUGUGAAUGUAGGCGGAGUGGCCUGUUGGUUACUGUAUGAAGAGGGCAGCUGGACAGAACUCUCACUGUGCUUAGGCUACUGUAUCUGUAACGAAGGUGUCACUGCCUUCCAGUUCCUUGGAAGGCAGGUGUACAAUACUGAAGACUGUAUAAAAAUGAUUUGUUUACAGUUUCAUAAAUAUUUGGAAUGAGAUUGGGAGGCAAAAGUAAAAUACAACAGUGCAAUAUCUUUAAAUCCUUUUAAUCUAGAAGGUAUUUUAUAUUAUGGGAGAAGCUUACAAUUAAGUGUCAAUACCACAUGCAUCAGAGCAAACAGUGUUACUGAGUACAUUUUCUGGGGGUUGACAUAAUGGUGAAUGUUGUAAGCAGAACAGUUGUAAAAGAUGAUACAUUGUAGACACUGCCUCUUAAUGAGAAGGAGAAAGCAACGGUAGGGGAGACAACUGUUAAACUGUGAAGUAGGCUUAAAAUCUUACUGUGAGAUUAGGUUCAACAUGCUCCGUGAACACUAUCUUCAAAAAGCUGCUGAUAUGUUACAACACCACUUUAACCGUAAAGCAACUAAACACGUUGAAGCGGCAUGCUUUAAAGUGUUACCUGCAUAUACAUGAAUGUGUCUCUUACGCUGGUGUGCCUGCAAAGUGAAGUAUGAAUGAACUUCGGACAUUCUGAAAGGAUUUGUCUUGAACUGUUCAUUCCGCAUCCUUCACCAAGAACAUGCUUUAUUGCCCAGCCUGACUGACUCUUACUAUGCUGCGUCCCGCACAGGGGGAUCUGUGGGCUGGCAGCACUAGGAAGAGUGCCUUGAAUUGCUCUAGCUACUCCCCCCAUAACUGGAUUGGCAUUGACAAUACUUGUAAUUGGAGCCCAUCUCUUCUUGACUCGUGUUGCUGCAGUGUAUGGCUGUAAGGAAUAGAGCCAAAGACUGCGGAGAACACUUCAGGAAAUUGCUGUUCUGCCCAACUAAUGCUUAAGUGGCUUGGGGGGGUGCUUUUCUUGUACCUCCAACUUUCACGUUCCAGCAAUCCAGUCAAGUGGAGUGUCUUGUGGGGAACAAUAACGUGUAUAUUGAAACUUGAGUAUAAUCUGUGUACAUGUCAUCUAAAGAUUUCUUUAGUUUUUUUGGGAACUUGUUUAUUUUGAACAUUAUUUUGUUUGUGCUUUCUAACACACUGUAUUAUAAAUAAUAAACUUUUAAGUCUACCCCUUUUCACUUGUAUAGCAAAUACUGUUUCAAGCAGUUAAUGUGCAUCAUUUCAUGUACUGUAUAGCAUAACUUGUAAAAGCUGUCAUUUUAUUCUCUAGUGUAGAGAAUCAUUUUGCAUACACAAUUCUUAAUACUUUAUAAUAAAUAUAAAGCACUUAAACAUCA
This is a messenger RNA of Dromaius novaehollandiae (emu), 2857 nucleotides long. It is a transcript of the gene CHKA, whose product is annotated as choline kinase alpha. NCBI's taxonomy places the organism in Eukaryota, Metazoa, Chordata, Aves, Casuariiformes, Dromaiidae. Gene Ontology annotation, cellular component: cytoplasm. Gene Ontology annotation, biological process: phosphatidylethanolamine biosynthetic process; CDP-choline pathway. Gene Ontology annotation, molecular function: choline kinase activity; ethanolamine kinase activity. The transcript is spliced from 12 exons. The record is from RefSeq and is a predicted model, not a curated record. Bases 136 to 1491 code for a protein of 451 amino acids.